ACUGCCACUAAGGCACUAAGCAAUGUGCUUUAGGGACACGCUGCUAAUUUGGCAGCUCAAAAGAGCUCAGGAUACUACUUAGGCAUGCACCGACAGUCUUCUUGCGUCGCACUUUGAGAGGGUUGACGUUGGAAAAUAUACCAGUAUUUGCCAAAUACAGUCGUGCUAGCAAGUCGCAACAGCAGUUGGCGAGUCAACCAUGCCAGCACCGAAUUCCUCCUCUCCUCUGAUCCCCUAUAUGAUCGGAGCUCAGAGUCUCCUCCGUUGAACCAGAUUCAAUCCGGCCACCUCAGAGCUCUCCUGCCUCCAUCUAUCUGAAGAAGUUCAGGCGAGAGCGGCAGAGCAGCAGAGCAGCUAGGGAGAAGAGAAGCAGCAGCGGUAGCUGGGGAUGGACUCCGCGGAGAGGUCCAGGAAGAGGGCGCAGCGAUGGAGCAAGCGCAAAGCCGUCGUCGUCCACCUCGCCGUCUGCUUCGUCGUCGGCGCCUUCGCGCCACUGGUGGCCACCCGUGGCCCGUUUCUUCCGUUUGGCGGUGUUCAGCGAGUGGCCCCACCAUCACCCCCUGCUGCCCCCGACAUCGGCCUCCUGCUGGUCGUCACCGUCACACGGCCGGACGAGGAUGGCAUGUUGCAGGAGGCGUCGCUGACGAGGCUCGGGCACACGCUGCGGCUCGUCCCGCCGCCCCUGGUGUGGAUCGUGGUCGGUGCUGAGAACAGGUCGUCGUCGACGGUCCAGGUGCUGCGCAGCACCGGCGUCAUGUUCCGGCAUCUCACCUACGCCGUCGGCAAGAACAAUGCCACCAACACCACCACCGCGGUGAACAUCGCCACGAACAACAACACCGGGGAUGCCAACGCCACCGCGGAGAACAUCGCCACCAACAAGAGCACCACGGAAGCCAGCACCACCAACACCACUACCACCGCCGAGAAGAACGGCACCAACAACACCAUCGUCGAGACCAACGACACCGACAACAAUACCGUGGAAGCCAACGCCACCAACAACACCACCGUGGAAGCCAGCGCCACCAACACCACCACCGCCGCCGAGAAGAAAAGCACCAACAACACCAUUGUAGAGAACAACGCCACCAACAACAACAGGAAUGCCAGUGAAGAAGCGGACCUGCAGAGGAACGUGGCACUGAGCCACAUCGAGCGGCACCGGCUUGCCGGGGUGAUCCACUUUGCCGCCCCCUCUGCCAUAUAUGACCUCCGGUUCUUUGAAGAGCUCAGGCAGACUCGGGGCGUUGCAGCAUGGCCAACGGCAACAGUGUCAUCAGCAGACCAGAGAGUAACACUACAAGGACCAACCUGCAACUCAUCACAGAUAACAGGCUGGUACUCCAAGGCCUCAGGCACCAAUGAGACACAUAGAGCACCUGUGGCUGCUGCACAAGAUGCAGGUGCAAUCUACAACAGCUCAGGUUUAGCUCCAGAAAUAUGCAUAUCUGGACUUGGGUUCAGGAGCUCAAUACUCUGGGAAUCAGAAAGGUUCAUCAACAGCAACAGCUCUUCAGGAGGCAGCUCUCAGGACUUCAUCCAGCUUGUACGACAAAUGGCGGUCGGCGACGGGCGGAAGAGCAUCCCUUCUGACUGCUCCGAGUCACGGGUAAUGAUGUGGCACCUUAACAUGCCAAAGUACACUCCAGAAGGUGAAGAACGGGAGACUCCACAGGAGCAAAGUCUAUUGGAGGAAGACGAAGAGGACUAUAUGGCUUGAUAUUGAGAACUAGAGAAGAACCAUAUUGCAGUACAGCUAUAUAGAUAGAGUAGAUAGAUGAACAAAUGUCAUGCAAAACUCCACACAGGCCAACCUUAUGUAGUACAUCAUUUAUUCCUUAACCAGCACAACUUGGUCUUGGAAGUGUCAAACAGUCAAA
Molecule: messenger RNA, 1883 nt
Organism: Hordeum vulgare subsp. vulgare (domesticated barley)
Lineage: Eukaryota; Viridiplantae; Streptophyta; Magnoliopsida; Poales; Poaceae
Product: probable glucuronosyltransferase Os01g0157700
Exons: 2
Coding region: 389-1723 (444 amino acids)
Biological process (GO): glucuronoxylan biosynthetic process; plant-type secondary cell wall biogenesis
Cellular component (GO): Golgi membrane
Molecular function (GO): xylosyltransferase activity; galactosylgalactosylxylosylprotein 3-beta-glucuronosyltransferase activity
Source: RefSeq, a predicted model, not a curated record